AUGUGUAACAAAGCUCUUGGGAUCUCAACAAUUGUUGUGGGAAACUUGACUAAUCCGUUUGGCCUCUCCAUAACCAAUCAAUCACUACUAGUGGCCAAUACCAUUGGUCAGACAAUCCUCUAUGUAGAUUUGAAUAAUUACUUUAAUUAUAGUGUCAUUGUGGGUGUGAAAGAUGUUGCUGGAUUUAACGGAGAUGGUCAAUUGACAUAUUUAAAUAUUACACUUGCCAAUCCACAAAAAGCUUUUAAAUAUAAUUCAUUGAUUUAUGUGGCCGACACUUGGAAUCAGAGAAUUAGAGUUAUUGAUGGGAAUUUUAUGUAUACUUUAAUUGGUGAUGGUGAAUGUGGUGAUUCCAAGAAUGGAAAUGAUUUAAAAUCUUUUCAAUUAUGUAAUCCAACGGAUAUAUUCGUAUUGGAUGAUAUAAUUUAUAUAUGUGAUUCUAAUAAUCAUAAAAUAAGAAAGAUACAAAAUGGAACUGUUGAAACCAUAUGUGGAAAUGGUGACAAUGGAUUUAAUGGAGAUGAUAUCAAGGCAGUUGACGCAAGUUUGAAUGAGCCUCAAUCUAUAUACGUUACCAGAAACACUAAAGGAACAGACCAUAUAUUAUAUAUAGCCGAUACAAGCAAUCAUCGAAUUAGGAAAGUGGAAAACGGAAUUAUUUCAACUAUUUGUGGAAAUGGUGAAAGUAAAUAUAAUGGGGAUUUGAUUCCUGCUAAAGAAGCUUCUCUAAACAAUCCAAAAUCUGUAUUGGUAACAUCUGUUGGUGAGGUUUAUUUCAGAUUUUUCAAAUAA
Molecule: messenger RNA, 792 nt
Organism: Naegleria gruberi
Lineage: Eukaryota; Heterolobosea; Eutetramitea; Acrasida; Naegleriidae
Exons: 1
Coding region: 1-792 (263 amino acids)
Source: RefSeq, a predicted model, not a curated record